Messenger RNA from Castor canadensis (American beaver), 1045 nucleotides. It is a transcript of the gene Cacng7, whose product is annotated as calcium voltage-gated channel auxiliary subunit gamma 7. The record is from RefSeq and is a predicted model, not a curated record. Gene Ontology annotation, cellular component: postsynaptic density membrane; AMPA glutamate receptor complex. Gene Ontology annotation, molecular function: voltage-gated calcium channel activity; channel regulator activity. Gene Ontology annotation, biological process: positive regulation of synaptic transmission, glutamatergic; transmission of nerve impulse; neurotransmitter receptor internalization. NCBI's taxonomy places the organism in Eukaryota, Metazoa, Chordata, Mammalia, Rodentia, Castoridae.
GGCACCGGCGACCCCGGUGGUGGUGGCGGCGGCCGGGGGAAGCCGCGGGGCCGGUCAUGCGGUUGCGGAGCCCGCGGCCCGGAGCGUCCGCCCAGCCCUGAGAGAGGCCCCGCAGGGCGCCCCCCGCCGCUGAGCAUGAGUCACUGCAGCAGUCGCGCCCUGACCCUGCUUAGCAGCGUGUUUGGUGCCUGCGGCCUGCUCCUCGUGGGCAUCGCGGUCAGCACGGACUACUGGCUGUACAUGGAGGAGGGGAUCGUGUUGCCGCAGAAUCAGACCACCGAGGUCAAGAUGGCGCUGCACGCUGGCCUCUGGCGAGUCUGCUUCUUUGCAGGUCGGGAGAAGGGUCGCUGUGUGGCCUCAGAAUACUUCCUUGAGCCAGAGAUCAACUUGGUGACGGAAAACACGGAGAAUAUUCUGAAGACAGUGCGCACGGCCACUCCCUUCCCCAUGGUCAGUCUGUUCCUCGUGUUCACGGCCUUCGUCAUAAGCAACAUCGGCCACAUCCGCCCACAGAGGACCAUUCUGGCCUUUGUUUCUGGCAUCUUCUUCAUCUUAUCAGGCCUCUCCUUGGUGGUGGGCUUGGUUCUGUACAUCUCCAGCAUCAAUGACGAGGUCAUGAACAGGCCCAGCAGCUCUGAGCAGUAUUUUCAUUAUCGCUACGGGUGGUCGUUUGCCUUCGCUGCUUCCUCCUUCCUGCUCAAAGAGGGAGCCGGGGUGAUGUCGGUGUACCUGUUCACCAAACGCUACGCAGAGGAGGAGAUGUACCGUCCGCAUCCGGCUUUCUACCGCCCGCGUCUCAGCGACUGCUCCGACUACUCCGGCCAGUUUCUGCAGCCCGAGGCGUGGCGCCGCGGCCGCAGCCCGUCGGACAUCUCCAGUGACGUCUCCAUCCAGAUGACGCAGAACUACCCUCCAGCCAUCAAGUACCCCGACCACCUGCACAUCUCCACCUCGCCCUGCUGAGACCCGGCGCUGGGAGCCCCCUUCCCGCUCCUGCUCCCUCUCCUGGGUCUCCCUGCAAGUUAGCUCGGCUCCCCUCGGGACU